GGCUUUGCUGGGGGAUUGCAAAGCCUGGCGCUGAAGCAGCCGGCCCGCGCCCCAGAAUUCGUGUCGGCCCGUUGACGUUUUCACACACCCCUCUGCGGGUGGAGGGCUGAGGCGGCGCAAACCCGCUUUCUCUCAGCGGUGAUAUUCUUAGCAGUUGUGGGUUUGGGGUUGGUUUCCUCCCCGGUGCAAAUUAACUUUGCGGUGCUAUUUGCAUCUUCCUUGCGCGGAACUGCAAGCGUUCGGGGCGAGGGGUUGGCAGGCGGGUUCCCUGCUGCAGGCGUUCCAAAAUCAGGCGAUGCUCAGCCCGGUCCCGCUGCGUGCGCGGCGCUGCGGGGGGGUGGCGGCGUCAGGGCCGUGGUGCCGAGCGGCGCGGGCGCAUGGGGCGUCCCUGCCCCGGCAGGAAAGCCCAGAGCUGUUCCCGCGGGGCUCUGGCCCUGGGGCCCGGCUCUCCCUCCUGCCUUCGAGGAGACUUUUCAGUCUGAAAUAAGCGUUUGUAACUCAAACCAAAGGCGGGACCUGCCCUCCCCCCCCACCCCUUCCAUCGCUCGGGCAGGAUUUCCGUAGUGGCAAAGCAAGAGCCGAGCUCAGCAACUGCUCCCGUGAGGAGAUGCCUGCUCCGGCCCCUCCCGAGCCCUUGCUGGUUUCCAUCACUGCCUCCGAGCCCAGGGCAGACGGAGGGCGGGAGGGAAGUUGAGCAAAGAGGCGCAGGGCUCCGAGGGAGCAGACGGGAGAGGCUUCAUCAGGUCCGGAGGGAAAAGGUGCCCCUGCCUCCUAGCACGGGCCGCGAGCGCGCGUGUGCCGACGCGGCGCCUGCCCUGUGGGCGAUGCCUUUUGGAGCGGAGACGCUCGCGGGCAGCGUUUGCCCUCGGGAGAUUUGCUGUUUGGUUAUUCGGACUUGAUGCAAGUGCUUUCAUUUUGAAACUCUCGCCGCUGGGCUUGGGCUCUGGGCUUGGGUUCAGAGCUGUUGUACCGAGAUCCCUGCCUGUGAGAGGAUUUUAAUUUCUUAUUUUUUGUUAAAUUAGGAUAGGAAAUGUAUGGGGGGUUGGGUUUUUUUCUUCUUCCUAUAGAGUAAUUUAGAUAAAAUGGGCUGCUGGGGGAUUUGUGUAGUAUGGAGGCGAUUUUCCUUCUCUCCCUGAAGCUGUAAGUGGCUGCUCGGGGUCUGUGGGCGUUGCUUCACACGCUGAUCCCAGCCUCUCUUCCCGUAGUAGUAAUUCUGCUUGCCCUGAUUUGUGUCCACAGGACAAUGUUUUCCACCUGGGACCGACCUUGCAAACGGAGCUCAGAGCUCUGUGAAACUCGUGAGCCCACCUGUGCCUCAAUUUUGUGCUUACAGAUAUUUUGUAUUUGCAUAUAUUUGUAUUUACAGCUCAAAAGGAGCUUUGUUGUAAUGCUUUGAAGUGCCAGCGGUCGCUUGCCAGCAGUGCAGCCUUGGCAAGGGGCAAUUCCUGGUUUGGAGGGCGGGCGGUCCCGGAGGGAGGGAAGCAGUGGGCACGUUGGUGAUGCCCAGCACACAGUCUGUGGCAAACCGGUGUGCAGAGGUGCUUUGCAAGUACAGGGCACCCAGGUAUCGAGGCAUCGGAGCGUUACUGUGAGCGGCGAUGAAUGCCCGUGGAGGAGGUGGCUGCGGGAGGGGCUCAGACCCUGCUGCCACCGACAGCUCCGUUCGUGCUGUACGACACGGGACGAGAGCUCCCGGCUUUACCCGGAGCACUCGGCCUCCGCGUAACUUGUGCUCCCCGGGCGGUUUGGGGAAUUCACUUGCGGGUUGGUUUCUAAAGCGUUAACGCUCCGAUCCUCGCAGCAAUUGAUUCCCUCCUGCGCACGCGUGCGCACACGUUGCAUCCCGGCGCUUGUUUCCCAAGGGAGCCAAUGUCCCUGUUUCAUUUUCAAACUGUGCUUGCCCCUGGACCUUGCUCGUUUUAACGCUGUUCUUUACUGAUGGUUUUAUCAUCUCGGCUUUCUGGGGUGUUUGGGAAGGAUGCUCAGUGCCGCAGCUGAAGCGCACCCAGCGCCCCGAAGGGUUCGAGAGUCUCCCUGGCUCCUGGUGAGGAGCUGGCGGGUUUCGGAGCUGGCUGGUUGCUUUACUGAUUUCUAUAGCGACUGUUGCCUUGGCAGCAAAGGUCCUCGCUUGGAGGAUAAAGGCACUGUACAAACAUGAGGAAGGCGUGAUUUCAUUUGGGAAGGCUUUGGUUUUCUUCAGAAGGGUUUCAGAGCACUUUAGGUGGAGAUUGGAGAUGAACAAACCGCGUUUGGGAUUGGGGGUUUUUUGGGUGUGGAUUUUUCUUUUCUUUUGCUGUUUUAGGUGGAUGUGGUCUUGCCUCAUCAGCAUUAAUUGCAAGGCGUAAUGCUUUCUGCUUGGAAGUUCGGAGGUAACGGGGGACGGUGCGUUACCCUGUCAGCCAUGGCCGGGCUUGGUUGGACCCCACAGCCGCCCCAGACAGUCCCGUGCCACCUGCCCGGCGGGCCUCCGCCGCUCGCUCCGCGGUGAGACGGGGGCUUUGGCGUGAAAGGUGACACAGUGACGUCCCACGGCCGUGCUCAGCUAUCCUCGGGGCAGACCUAGAGACAGAAAACUGCAGCGUUCCUUUGCACCUUGGCCGCCAAGUCACGCGUGGAGGCGUAGCCAGCCGAGGAAUUUCUUGCCCUUGAACCGAAGAGGGGGCUGCUUCCACCCUCCCUCCUUGCGCCCAGCCGCGUGUCCGCACAGCGGCCUUCCUCCGCCAGGUUGCGUGGUGCGCGCUCGGAUCCUCGUGUAGCGCACGGGGGGGCUGUGCCCGUGGGAUCGCAGCCCUCCUGUGGGCAGGCUGAGCGCUCCCUGCCGGGAAAGCGAAAGGUCUGAGCUGGCACCUCAGAGUUAGCUGGGAACCAGGGGAAAAAAGGUCAUGCAAACACGAGGGGGCGGGACUGGAGCCCUCGCGCAAGUUAUUUCGGCCUGCUCAGUCGUGUGCUGUGGGUAUUUUGAGAUACGGGGUUUAUGUGGUGUCAUUAUCACAGUGCAGUUGGUAUUAUUGCGAUAAUCACGCUGUUUUUUAUAAUUCGUUAUCAGAUACAGGGUCCUUAACGAAGCAACCUGCUGCGGAUGGAGGCAGCGUUUUAGUGGCCCGGCCCGAGCCGACGACCCGUAUCAAAGCUGGGGAGGUUUGGGUGCGCGCCCGUCCCCCUGCCCGUCCCCAUGACCUGCUGGGGCAGUGGGACCAAGCUCAGCCUGCGGAGCGUCCCGGCAGCAGCCGAUGCCCAUCCCCACCUUCUGUGCACGGGAGAGGACCUUCUGUAGAAGCAAGGGGGCCACCAAGGGCUGCUCGCCCCCCAUACCGUUUCUGCGAACCUCACCUGGUCAAGCUUCCACGAACGCAUGCUAGAACGUGAGGUUUUUUUAAUGUGACAAACUGGAAGGUGUUUGUUAAAGAAGCGUUUUUGCCUAUUCCUCCCCCAUUAGACAGGCAGUGAAAGGGAGGUUUGGAUGAUGGAAAUUCUGGUUGGUUUUCCUCGUUUUAACUCUCAGUGGGAACGGCUCCGUGGCCUGCGUCCUCGGCAGAGUGUUUUCUUUCCUCUAAGCCUUCCUCCCGGAGAAGAAUGCCACCGCUAAUAUGAUGUGAGCCGCUCCCCGUGCUUGCCGCAGCGCCUGGAUCCUCGGGCGGUUAGAGACGGGGACUCGCCUCUCGCCAAACUGCUCCCUCGGACAAGAUGAAGCCAAGGAGGAGCUUUCCGACGCGCUGGAGUCGCAGUGGCUGCUGCCCAAUUUAAAAUCCAUGUCAGACUGUGCCCCCGCUGCCCGGCAAGAUGAAAGAAGUGGUGUUGUGGUCACCUGAGGAGGUGACGAAUUGGCUAACGGAAAAUGCUGUGCCGGAGUACUGUGAGCCAUUGAAGAGCUUCACCGGGCAGGAUUUGAUCAACCUCACAGAGGAGGAUUUCAAGACGACACCUCUCUCCCGGGUGUCUUCCGACAGCGGACAGCGGCUAUUGCACAUGAUCGAAACUUUAAAAAUGGCUCACCACAUCGAGGUUCACAAAAACGGGCACGUCAACGGGCACAUUCGCGUCAGCGUGAGCGGCGCCACGCGCGAGAAUGGCUUUAGCAGUAAAAUGAAGCUGAACGGGAUGCCAAAUGGGUAUAAGAAGGAGAUGAUCCAGAUCCCCAUGCCAGAGCCAGAGCGCUCGCAGUAUCCUAUGGAAUGGCGCAAGACUUUCCUGGCUUUUAUUUAUGCACUUUUUUGUUUCGUCUUUACCACAGUGACUAUCUCAGUCGUUCAUGAACGAGUGCCUCCCAAGGAGGUGCAGCCUCCCCUACCAGAUGCAUUUUUUGAUCGCUUUGAUCGGGUGCAAUGGGCUUUUUCUAUUUGUGAAAUCAACGGCAUGAUCCUUGUAGGACUGUGGUUUGUUCAGUGGCUGCUCUUAAAAUACAAGUCUAUAAUAAGCAGAAGAUUUUUCUGUAUAGUUGGCACACUAUAUCUGUAUCGGUGUAUUACCAUGUACGUGACUACACUCCCAGUACCUGGCAUGCAUUUCAAGUGUUCUCCAAAGCUUUUUGGAGACUGGGAAUCUCACCUGCGGAGGAUAAUGAAGCUGAUUGCUGGCGGAGGGUUGUCCAUCACAGGAUCCCACAACAUGUGCGGCGACUAUCUGUACAGCGGUCACACCGUCAUCUUAACUCUUACGUACUUAUUUAUCAAAGAGUAUUCCCCACGGCGACUCUGGUGGUAUCACUGGCUUUGCUGGGCGCUCAGCAUGGUUGGGAUGUUCUGCAUCCUCCUUGCUCAUGACCACUACACUGUGGACGUGGUGGUGGCUUACUACAUCACUACAAGACUUUUCUGGUGGUAUCACACAAUGGCCAACCAGCAAGUGCUAAAAGAAGCUUCCCAAACCAACCUCCUAGCAAGGGUCUGGUGGUACAAGCCCUUCCAGUACUUUGAAAAGAAUGUCCAAGGAAUUGUACCUCGCUCCUACCACUGGCCCUUCCCCUGGCCGGUGCUGCACCGGGGCAGGCAGGUGAAAUACAGCCGCCUGGUGAACGACACGUAACGGCGCGCCGACGGGCAGCCGAGGGGCAGGGACCUGCUCCAAGUGCUAAGAACUCCCUGCGAGAAGAUGCCAUAAAAAAAAUCCGCCGUUCCCUAACCCUUUCUUUUAACGGUUCCCUUGACUUAACCUGUUCAGUUACCUGGUAAGCACUGUGAUCUUUUUUUCUCUCCAAAGGAUCUGCGUUGGACAACAAUAAAGAAAAUUUAACUUAUCAUGCACUGUUAUACAUUUCUUGUUAAUAGAUUUGGGAUUUGCAUUUACCCAUCACCAUGUUCCUUUGUAUAUGAU
This is a messenger RNA of Egretta garzetta (little egret), 5310 nucleotides long. It is a transcript of the gene SGMS1, whose product is annotated as sphingomyelin synthase 1. Gene Ontology annotation, biological process: ceramide biosynthetic process; sphingomyelin biosynthetic process. Gene Ontology annotation, cellular component: endoplasmic reticulum membrane; Golgi membrane. The record is from RefSeq and is a predicted model, not a curated record. Bases 3781 to 5022 code for a protein of 413 amino acids. Gene Ontology annotation, molecular function: ceramide cholinephosphotransferase activity; protein binding; sphingomyelin synthase activity. The transcript is spliced from 7 exons. NCBI's taxonomy places the organism in Eukaryota, Metazoa, Chordata, Aves, Pelecaniformes, Ardeidae.